AUGCGUAUUCUGAAAUACCUAAACGAAGAAACUCCUGGAUCUGGUGCUAAGUGGGCAAAACACUGGUUGACCGAUGGACUGCGCGAUUUGGAAGCGUUGGUGUCACGUAGCGCUGGCGUUUAUGCAGUCGGCGACAAGGUCAGCAUGGCUGAUCUUUGCAUACCAUCAAUCAUGUAUAAUGCUAAAAGAUGGGGUGUAGAUAUUUCUGUUUUCCCAACCCUCAGCAAGAUCGACGCUGCACUCGGUGAGAUACCUGAAUUUCAAGCUGCUCAUCCUGACAAGCAACCUGAUGCCAAUAUGAAUGCCUAG
Molecule: messenger RNA, 309 nt
Organism: Strongylus vulgaris
Lineage: Eukaryota; Metazoa; Nematoda; Chromadorea; Rhabditida; Strongylidae
Source: the annotation of a GenBank genome assembly